UGGCCUUCCCGUGACGUCAUUACGCGCAUGACGAUUCCUCGCUUCUUCGGGCAGGCAGGGCUUACUGUGACAGCUCGACGCCCCAUGAUGGUGUACAUGUCGCGCGUGAUGAAACGUGGUUUCAUAUUUUCCGGCCAGCUCGUCAGGCGGUAUUGUGCUGGUGAAGUGGCGGGCUUUUCCUUCAGAUACUACGGCACCAGGACGGCUCCGCAAACGACGGGCAUGGAGUACCAGGAUGCAGUGUGCACCCUCAACACCUUACAGACCAAUGCCAGUGCACUGGAGCAGGUACGGAGGGAGCGCGGCCACCCUCAGCUGCAGCUCCAGGCCAUGCAGGGCUUCUUGGAGAGAGCUGGUCUCACUGUGGAGGAAUUAGAUCAUCUUAAUAUUAUUCAUGUGACUGGAACUAAGGGCAAGGGGUCAACGUGUGCCUUCACUGAGCAGAUUCUCAGGGGUUAUGGAUUCCGCACAGGAUUUUACAGUUCUCCACACUUGGUUCAAGUAAGAGAGAGGAUCAGAAUAAAUGGGCAGCCCAUUGGAAAAGAUCUCUUCACUAAAUACUUCUGGCAAGUUUAUGGGAAGCUGGAUGAAACCAAAGACGCACAUGGAGGAGCAAUGCCAGCCUACUUCCGUUUUCUUACCAUCCUGGCUUUCCAUGUGUUUCUCCAAGAAAAGGUGGAUGUAGCUAUAAUCGAAGUAGGAAUUGGUGGAGCCUACGACUGUACUAAUAUUAUAAGGAGACCCUGGGUUUGUGGCAUCUCCUCUCUGGGUAUAGACCAUACACAGAUUCUUGGAGACACGAUCGAAAAGAUUGCGUGGCAGAAAGGAGGCAUUUUUAAGCUGGAUGUUCCUGCAUACACUGUCAAACAACAAGAAAACGCUCUGGCUGUACUCAAAGAAAGAGCCAAGGAGAUAAAAUGCCCGCUGUGGUUGUGUCCAGAACUGCAGGACUAUAAGACAGAGGGUGAACCUUUACACCUGGGACUGGCCGGUGCUCACCAGUGCUCCAACGCCUCGCUGGCUCUCCAGCUGAGUCACAGCUGGCUGCAGAGGAGAUGUUCAUCAGCUACCACUGGUUCUUCAUCCAUCACUGGUGAGAACACCCCUGGUACGCAGCAGGCUGCAACCAUCAAGCUCAGCCCUGUCAUGGUCAAAGAUACGGCAGAUACAGACUGGCCUGGCAGGACCCAGACCCUCAAACACGGAGCAGUCACCUACUUCCUGGAUGGGGCCCACACGAUGCGCAGCAUGCAGGCCUGUGUCGAGUGGUUUAAAGAGACCGCAGCACAGCAUGAGAGUAAAGCAAAUGGACCUGUCGCCAGAGUUUUGCUUUUCAACGCCACAGGAGAGAGAGAUUCAGCAGCCAUGCUCAAACUACUGGUGCCUUGUCAUUUUGACUUUGCCGUCUUCUGUCCAAACAUUGCUGAAGCUGUCACGUCAGGUACUGCAGACCAGCAGAACUUUAACGUGUCAGUGGAGAACAUGCUGACCCGUUGUCUGGACAAUGAGAGGAGUUGGUGUCUCCACCACAGCAAGGACGACCUGCAGCUGCUCAUAGAAGACUCUCUGUCCCUGGUCCCACAGAAGAAAGCCGACACGCUGGUGUUCCCCUGCAUUCUUAGUGCCCUGCAGUGGAUCAGCCAGGGCAGGGACUCGGUUCUGGCCAGCUCGGACAAAAGAGUCUUAAAAGUGAAACCCAGCAUCAUGGUCAAAGCCGCUCCGCUGCGCUCUGCAACCGAGAUCCACGUCCUGAUCACAGGAAGUCUCCACCUGGUGGGAGGGGCGCUCAGACACCUGGACCCCGUCUUCUCUGAGUAGCUUCUCCAGUGGAUUCUGAAGGCUGGAAAAAUAAAUGGCUGCUCCUCAUCCUGGCCUGUAGAGGUCACAGUCGGACAGAGACGGCAGGUGUUUACUUGAAAAGCUGAACUCGGCCGUUUUUCUUGUCAUUCUCUUCGACAGUAGACGCUGCUCAGAGGUAGUUGAUGUGGACUAGAGCUGUCACUGUUUAAAUAACCUUUUUUUUUGUGGUCAACCAUGUAUUUGAACCUGUUCUUCUGCCGCACGCACUACUACACAAACUAAUUCCUCACAUUUGGGUAUUGUAAUUUUGUUAUUGAAGGCUUUCCUUGCAGGCCUGUGGCAAAGUGUCUGCUAAACCGUAGGUGCUGAUGUGAGUGUGACGCCACGUGAUAUAGAGCAGUUUAAAUGUCCCUGUCACUGUGAGCCUCAAACUGAAGGUUCUUCUGGGCCACAUGUCCAGAUCACAGGUUCUCCUCAGGAUCAACACAGAGACAAAUGACUGUUCACACUGUCAUUCACACCAUCAAUCAGUGACUUUCGCUGGACAAUGGGGGGAAGAAGAAAAACGAACCUUAAAACUCCACACAGUGACACAGUCCCUUUAACCAGGACCAACUGUGACCCACUGUCACUGUGUGGCUCUUUAUAGACUGCAUCUGUCAGACCACAUAUCUCAUCGUCUGCUGUGCUCAACCCAAAAUAGUGUUCAGGAGGGCUGUAACCGUGCACACAGUAAACUCCCAUCAUCCUCUGCCCUCACAGACCUGAUAACAUUAAUAAUCACACCUGUCCAGAGCACAGUCUGCUGUAGGCGGUGCCUCACUUGGUGUUUGAUUAAACAGUGACAGCUCCAGUGUGGACCAGGGCACCUACAGCUAACCCCCGUCCCACCCCCCGUGCCCCACCUCACAGUUGGCACACUGAUGUGUGCAGCUCAUGUCUCACACAAGGCCUUGUGUGUUGAGAUCAGUCACAGCCAUUCAUGGAAACGAGGGAAGGACAUAGUUGCAGUUAAUUGAAAAUCUUGAGUCUUAAUUUACUCGGACUUUUGUGCAUAUGUUUACAUUGUCAGCUGUGACCUCACAGCUGAAGGUUUUUGUUUGUUUUGUUUUUCUUAUCCAACCACACAGCAGUGUGGGACCACGGCUAGGUUAGAGGUGGUCUCUGUGUGGGAAGCCAACACUAACAGAUUAUCAUCUGCCAGCUGUUCUUUAUAUCACAGCCACAUACAGUAACACUAGUGAGACACACUGGUGCUAUACAGUGUUUGAAGUGAUGAGUGGUCAGAUCAGUGCCAGUAAUACCUCACACUAUCACUUGGACUUGAAAAUAAAAUUAAAAAAAAAAAAUAUUUAUGUGGCUUCUGGUACACUGUGAUAGGACACUGUGAUGUCUGUCUGUGGGCUGUAAACAGUACCUGGUACAUGUGGUUUGUAGUGUGACAUCAGUGACUGGGUGGAAUAAUGGAUUAUUAUGUGAUUAAUGCUGGAGUGAGUCCAGCAUUUAUGUUCAAAAUCCUUUGGACUGACAGAAGUUUUUUUUCUUCUAAUUGCGUACAGUACAUGGUAGUGAUGCAGUCAUCGCUGACUCAGCUGUUUUUGUUUUCUGGGCCUGUACAUAGAGAGACCUGGUCAGAUGGACUGGCUGUGAUUGACAUGUCUCUGAUCUACUGCUUUGUUCGCAGACCUGUCUGUGAUUGGUUCAUAACUAUUGAAGUGUUACUUUAAACAAUCACAGGAGUGAAAGUAAUGCAGGAAAUAAUUUUGCAGUUACAGCAACGAGGUGACUGGAUUGUUCUGUGUGACAGAAUACAUUGGAUAUGAGAAGACUACUCUAGUAGUCAAAUUGAUAGUCAUGUUUUAGGGGAUUUUUGUAACUUGUACAAAUUAUAUAAAAUUAACGGAAAAAUACUUCACGGACAUUCAGAAUAAACAAACAGCUUGUCUUAAAGUACUAUAUUUUAUUAAAGUUUUUCUAAAACCAUUGCUUGGCACUUGAGUACUCAGACUUUGUUGUUUCUAUAAAUUGUGUAUCCUGAGCUCUGAUUGGACGGACACACCUGUCUGUCAACACCCGUCAUGCUCUUAAUGUUGCAAUUAAAAGCAAGUGACGAGUGCAUUAAUAAUAAAAAAAUGGGGGAAAAAAGUCUUUAUUUAUGAAAGAACAACAAAGCUGGUACUCCAGAAAACUUCCAUCAAAGAAUCUUUUUUUCCUAGAAUGCUGGAGGAUGUUCUGCUUCUUUACCAAGAAAUCAAGUUUUUGUUAAAUGUUUGUCCAGUUUUGGGAAAAGCAAAGGGUUUUUUAUUGAUUUAUAAUCUUUGUUAAUGCAAAAAUGGCAUAAACUUUCACAUUUUUGUUAAAAAUUUAGUUUAACAGACUGGUCAAACAAAAUGUAACAGCUUAAAACUGGACAUUUAAUGAUAAAACUGGUCAAAGCAGAUGUUUUAGUUAAAUUAAAAUCAGACACCAUUAGAAAUCUUUAAUGUCUGACUUGGAACUUUUUGACUAACUCUCGUCAUGUUAAACAGCCUUAAAAACAGUUAUUCCUUUUUUUUAAAAUGAUACUUAUUAAAAAUAACGCCAUCAAAUGGUGCCAUGUUCCUCAUUACAUUUUUAACUGUUGACUUUGUUAGUUUAAACAGAUAUAAACACUUGACCUGUUGUGUAACAUCAGAUAUGGUUGUUUCCACUGGGAUUUUGAACAGAUGUUUUACCUGUGAUUGAAUGUUAUCCAUACAAUAUUCAUUAUAGUAAAAAAAAAUCCACAUUGUCUCAAAAUUCUAAUGGACCUGAAACCUUGAAUUUCACAAAAUAAUAUUAAAAAAAAUGAUUUUCUUCUUAUUCUUUGAUGAAACUACACUAAUGAUAUUAAAGAUGGAGAAAUGAUUGAAAAUAUUGUCAUUAACAAAGGGUUAAAUACAUACUUUGUUUACUUUUAACCUAUUUGCCUUUGUAAAGGAAAAAAACAACCUUUUUUUAAAUGUUAUUACUUGAAUAUAAUUAAAGUCAAAUAAUAAAACA
Messenger RNA from Cynoglossus semilaevis (tongue sole), 4821 nucleotides. It is a transcript of the gene fpgs, whose product is annotated as folylpolyglutamate synthase. Lineage: Eukaryota; Metazoa; Chordata; Actinopteri; Pleuronectiformes; Cynoglossidae. The transcript has 15 exons. The coding region runs from base 28 to 1818 and encodes 596 amino acids. Gene Ontology annotation, cellular component: mitochondrion; cytosol; cytoplasm. Gene Ontology annotation, molecular function: tetrahydrofolylpolyglutamate synthase activity; ATP binding. The record is from RefSeq and is a predicted model, not a curated record. Gene Ontology annotation, biological process: tetrahydrofolylpolyglutamate biosynthetic process.